AUGGGUUCAACAGCCAGGUCGAAUCUGGAAUUUAUUCCUCUCCACAACACGUUUGGAGCGUCCGUGGAGGGAAUGACAUGGAGCCUUCCAACCCCGCCAGAAAUUCUCGAGGAGGUCAUGAGCGGCGUUCACAAGUAUGGAGUGUUAGUCUUUAGAAAGGCCAAUCUCAACAACAGCCAACACAUCGCCUUCUCCGAGCAACUCGGCGAACUGGACGAUGUCAAGGCCCAUAUGAAAGCCGGUCGAGCCAUGCGGUUUCCGGAUCAGCCCGAGAUCUUUGAUGUCUCCAACCUUGAUGAACAUGACCGAAUCGUUACAGAUGCAGAUCCAGUGAGGAAGGGCAACAACAAAGGCAACACCCUUUGGCACGCUGAUAUGGCCUACAACCCUCAGAGAUGCGCAUAUUCUCUGCUUCGGGCUGUUGAGCUGCCUCCUCGAGGAACGGGAGGAGAGACUGAAUACCUUGAUUCGCGCACGGCGUACGACGAUAUGCCUCAGGACAUGAAGGAACGAGUCAAUAAUUUAAUCACGAACAACUCGCUCUUUCACAACCGCAAACUCGCUGCACCCGAUGUCUUUGAGAGUAUCGAGCCUCUCGACUACCCCAUGUCCCGUCACCGACUUGUGCAGAUACACGAGGGCUCUGGGCGCAACAACAUCUACGUCACUACGUACGCGCACCAUUUCGAUGACUCGACGAUGGAGGAGAGCAAGCCGCUCCUAGAGGAGUUGCUGGCCUGGGUGUCACAGCCAAAAUACAAGCUCACUGUGAAGUACGAGAACGACGGUGACCUGGUCAUGUGGGAUAAUCGAGCCGUACUGCAUCGCGCAACGGAAACGGGGACAUAUGACGGCAAGUACAGGCGAGAUAUGAGGAGGACUACAGUCAAGGAUGGGGGCAAGUUUGGGUGGGGUGAGAAUGGCGUCGGGUGUUGCUGGCAAGCUGGGCUCACGAAAUGA
This is a messenger RNA of Ilyonectria robusta, 960 nucleotides long. RefSeq lists its product as uncharacterized. NCBI's taxonomy places the organism in Eukaryota, Fungi, Ascomycota, Sordariomycetes, Hypocreales, Nectriaceae. The transcript has a single exon. Bases 1 to 960 code for a protein of 319 amino acids. Gene Ontology annotation, molecular function: oxidoreductase activity. The record is from RefSeq and is a predicted model, not a curated record.